AUGGCGGCUCAAACGGGAGAAUGUUGCAAAAAAUUCCAGGGAAAAGUUGCGCUUAUCACAGGUAUUUGGAACAGUUGCUUUGUAGUAUUUGCAUAGAUUAGGUCCACUGAUUAGGUCUCACGUGAUAUUUAGGAUGAGACUCUAGUUUUACUCUAGUAAAAUACAUAUAUAGUAUGGUGUAUUGGUGUUUAGGAUGAAAGAGUAUAAAAGUACAGAUAUAUAUAUAUAUAUAUAUAUAUUGCACAGUACACUCCCUAUCAGGGUUUUUCAGUGACUGGUUACAUUGUGAAUAGAUAGACAGAAACAGAACUGACGUGAAGCAGAUGCGAGGUAGACUGUGAGCUAUGCACAAAUCAAAUCGAAACCUUGACACCCCCUCCCCCCCAGCAUACCCCGGGAAUUUGGAUUUUGACAUUUUGGUCAGAUCAAAUUCCCUACAUAUAUUUGUAAUUCCUGUUCAAAUACACCACAUAUUGGGAAAAAUUGUUGUUCAAAUACCCCACCCCAUGUACGGAUUUGAAAGCUACAGCAUUUUGUAAUUUUGGAAUCACAAAGUUUUUCUUUCCUUCAGAAACUCUUCAAUUGUUCAAAGCUGUUUUCUUGUAGCCAACCAAGGAGAAAGUUAAUUUCUUCGCACUUGAACUCAUCCAUUGUCAUUGACGCAGGGUCUUAGCUAGAGGGCCGUGUUGGCCGUGUUAUCGCGGCCAAAAGUGGAAAAACACGGCUAGAUAAAAUGAACGCGGUUUCAAUAUUUAUAUAAGGCCGUGUAGGUUCAUAAAAUAAGGUGGUGCUACUUACAACAGACAUAAUUUCUUCCUAUUUACAUCGUAAGAAAGUUUGUAAAAUCUACUGUUGUUGUUGAAUUGGCAAAAGUGAUUCGUGAUGUUUUAAUAUUUUGAUGGAUAAUGGGAAGUGUAUAUGGUGUCAAAAUGGUUUUAAAUACCCCCAAGAGUUGCUGAAAUAACUUAAUAUUUUAAUGUCAGUGCGCAACAUGAGCGUAUGCUCACCUUGUAUUUGGUUGCAAAGCAUAGAACAACCACAGGCAUUGUCUGUUGUUGGCGAGCAUAACUAGAACCGUGAUUUUGCUAUUCAAGGUAAUUGACAUGUGCACGCCCUGGUCUUUAGAAACACGCCCAAGAUCUAAAAUCCUAGCUAAGACCCUGCAUUGACGCCAUUUUGUAUUCAGCACAACAAGCUGAACUGUGAGAUUGUUGAUGCUCAUUUGGGUUGUUUAAAAAGAACAAAGUCAGCUUCAAGUGAGGUCAAAUUCCCCUAAGCAAAUUCCCACCUUCCACUGAAAAAGGUCAAAUUCCCACCUUCAACUAAACAAGCAAAUUCUCCAGGGGGGGGGGGGGGAUGGAUCUGGCCCCUGACCUAUAUGACCCUGUGGGAGGAAACCGGAGUACCCGGAGAGAACCCACGACUUUCGGCAGAUCGUUGAACUUUUACUCUUUUCACAUGAGGACUGGGUUCGACUCACAUUGAGAAAGUUCCUCAUUAAGAAUCGAACUUGGGACCUAAGAGGUGAAAGGCAUAUGUUCUAACCACUUCGCCACCAAAGCCCCAUAAUGUAGGGCUCAGGGCACAAUGCAACUUAAUGGGUGAACUAGAUACAUGCACAUGGGCAGGUAAUCUCAUUAGCCCAUUGAAGCACCAGCACUCGCUCCUUGACAAGUAGAAUUGUCUGGCAGUGGACAGAGUAAAAUAGUAAAGUAAGGCACAAUUAUAGUGCAAUGCAACUUAAUGGGUUAACCUGUUAACCCCCUAGUUGCCUAGUUGAGAAGUAAAAUAAUGCUGUGUUGUUAAACAGUAAAGACAUGUAGUGUGCCCAGUGCGGUAGGGCUUGUUGUGGCUCAUUCUCUUGUUCACUUCUACAGGUGGUAGUUCAGGAAUUGGAGCAGUAACAGCAGUUCAUUUUUCAACUAUGGGCUGUAAAAUUGCAAUAACUGCAAGGUCUUUAGAUGGACUUGCAAAAACUGCACAAGAAUGCAGAAAACAUAUGCAAACCAGUGAUGUAUGUGCUGUAUAGUUUAAAAUUUUUAACAUAAAAAAUCCUGACAAUCCUUCAAAUCUUAGUCACAUUUCACUGACAAAAUACAAUGUCAUACUUUCCUUAAAAUUCCAAAUCCUAAGUUUUUUUUCCCAUCCUGCAAAACCAAUAAAAUCCCCUCUAUGCAUUGCCUCUGGUCCAUGGUAUGAAACAAAAAUAACUUUGUUUAAUACUAGAUUUCUAACAGUUAAUUAGUAGAGGUCAGUAAGGACCAUCAAUGCUCCAGUGUUACUAUAGAAGGUAACCCACUAAUGAGCAAGACUCUCCCCUUUAACAAGUAAAAUCAUCUGGCAUUAGACAGAAUAAAAUGCAAAAAAAGUAGGGUACAAUUUUUUGCCAAUCAUUGAUCGGCUGUUAUUUCAAGCCCUGCAACACAUAAAAAUACAGCAGUUUCCCUCGAAAUGCUGGAGAGUUAGUAGAUAUGUGCUGAACAUGUUUUUAACCCAGGUGUUGACCAUUGAAGCAGAUGUAGCUAAUGAGGGUGAUGUAAAACGCAUGGUUGAAUCAACCAUACAGCACUUUGGUCAACUGGACAUUUUGGUAAGCCUUGAUUCUGAAGUGUGCCCCAAGUUUGGAUUAUGCAUAUAUAUGAUCAAUUUUAUAAAUUUAUAGCUAAUUAAUGAUGACAAUCCACACUAUCAAUAAUUUGAAACUAUGCUUAGGCAUUAGUUGAAUACUUACAGUUUAGCAGUCAUGUGUCAGACGGUUAACCUUUUUUAUUUUAAAGAUGUGGUACAGUCCGUAUGUAAACAAAGGCUUUGUUUACAUUUCGGUAUCCAAAAUAUUGAAUUUGAUUCGACAACUAUUUAUAUUUUCAUGAUUCUAGAGUAUAAUAAAUUAUCAAGACACAACAAUCAAGCUUUGCAAGAACAUAAAAUGAAAUAAAAACCUAAAUAAACUGUUUGUAAAUAAAGAGGGCUCCUUUGUGCACAUGCGCAGAUCAGACUGUACUGCAUCUUUAAUAAGGAAGCCGUCCCAGCUUACACCUUGGUACCGAAUAGUGAAUUGAUGAUGCUUUCAUGUACAUUGUCCCACCCCAUUUAGAUCAACAGUGCGGGAAUACUGAGCCGGGGAACAAUUGAAAUGGCAAGUUUAGAAGAUUAUGACAAAGUUAUGAAUACAAAUAUGAGGUAGCAUAAAUUCUCUAUAAGUCCUCCAUCCUCUCUAAUAGAACCCCAUAUUUUAUAGGAAUACAUCUAUUAACACCCCCCCCCCCCACACACACACACACACACACACACUUUCACAACAAAGACACACAUUUAAUACAACUCUCUUCUGUCUAAAACCAGAUACAUAAUGAAAAACAAAGUGUUAGAGUAUUAAUCAAUGGACCUAUUCCCUAAUGAACACAAUUUUGAUCUAGGCAAGUCUGGACAAAAAUUUCAUCACAGCUUGAAAGAGCAUCACAAAAUUAGUAAUAUUCUGUUGCAAAGUGUUGUAAAAUGUGGAUUAUAUAGCCCUGCGAAGUUUGCCGUUUUUAAGUCAUUUUGUAUUACGCACGGGAUAUUGAUACCGCUUUUCUGAAAAAAGGUAUCAAUUCCUAUUUCUAUUAACUGUGAUUUCCCGUGCGUAAUACAAAAUGACUGAAAAACAGCAAACUUCGCAAGGCUAUAUUAUCCGCAUUUUACAACAUUUUGCAAUGAAACUUCGGAAUAUUACUAAUUUUGUGAUCUCUUUGAAGCUGUGAUGAAAUUUUUGUAUAGACUUGUCUAGAUCAAAAUUGUGUUCAUUAGGGAAUAGGUCCAUUAACCAGACCAUUUGCUCAAGUCUUGUCCAUCAUGCAAUAUAUGUACCCCAUACUUUUUAGUCUCUCUAGCACCAGACAGUUUUACUUGGAAGGUACUCAUCUUUGUUAUUUAACUUGAUGGGUUAACCGAUUAACCCAUUGAGUGCAGCACUCUCCCCCUGACGAGUGAAAUCAUCUGGCGUUAGACAGUCAGAGUAAAAUAAUAAAGUAGGGCACAAUGCAACUUAAAGGGUUAAAUGCAGGACAUUAAAAUGUCUGUGUUUUUUAGAUCGGUAUUUCAAAUCACCCAACUUUGUGUUCCGCAUCUGGUUAAAACUAAAGGUACAAACAUUUUAUGUAUAUUACAGAUAAUUUUGUAAAUGUUGACAUUUUACUUGAAUUCUAUUUCGAGUUUUGUUUCUUUAAGGAUGUAUUGUGAACGUUUCUAGUGUUACUGGUAUGAGAUCAGUAAGUUUCAUCGCCAGAUCUUUACCGUGUACAUUUUUUACAAAAACUAAUCCCUGUUAGGUCAUAAAAAUGUAUAUAAUUUUUCACUUGAGCACUGCCCUAGCUUGUAUUUCAAGUAUGAAAAUGCUCCCAGGCUUGCUCUAAAUAUCACAUAACCAAUCUAAACACCCGUAUAUCUGUAUUUUAGUUUGCAGGAGUGUUACCUUACUGUAUAUCCAAAGCUGCAAUGGAUCAAUUUACUCGUUGCAUCUCAUUAGGUAAACAAUUGUUCAGUUUGGCUGCAGACUAAGUAUGCAUAUUUUAUCUGAGUUAAGCCUAUAUAUAGUUACAGAUACCUCUCUAAUAUGAGAACCUCUCUAAUAUGAGCAACACCUCUCUAAUACCAACACCUCUCUAAUAUGAAGACCUCUCUAAUAUGAACACCUCUCUAAUACCACACCUCUCUCUAAUACAACACCUCUCUCUAAUGCAAACACCUCUCUAAUAGGAACAUUUCUCUAAUAGGGACACAUCUCUAAUAUGAACACCUCUCUCAUACAGACACCUUGCUCAUAUGAACACCUCUCUCAUAGGAACACCUUUGUAGUGCCAAAUAUUCUCUAGUAUGAAUGCCUCUCUAAUUUAAUUGUAAUCUUAUAGAACUGGCUGAGAAACAAGUGCGAGUAAACAGUGUAAAGUAAGCAUAUAUUGAAAUGAUACAGAGGGACUUGAACAAUUGUGCGCAUUUUAUUUUUUGAAUGUACGAAAAUCACACCAUACAUGUAAAGAUUUUUAAUAAAUAAAAUAUACUUUUUUAAAUUCCUAGUCCAGGAGUCAUAAAUACUGGUAUGCACACACGAGGGAUUGAACCUCUAGACCAAACUACAUUUGAAAAGGUAAAAUUCUUGUUUUGCAACAGCCGUUUUGAGCUUGUUCGAUUUUUGACCAAAUUGCACUCGAUUCUCUUUCAUUAAUACUGUGAUUUCUUGUUUAGUUUUUAGAACGAAGUAAAACAACGCAUGCAUUGGGCAGAGUCGGUGAACCUGAGGAAGUAGCAAAGACAAUUGCAUUUUUGGCAUCAAGUGAUGCAAGUUACAUUACUGGUGUGACUGUCCCUGUUGAUGGUGGCCGGCAUGCUAUGUGUGCACGUUAA
Paramuricea clavata is the source of this 5379-nucleotide messenger RNA. The record is from the annotation of a GenBank genome assembly. Lineage: Eukaryota; Metazoa; Cnidaria; Anthozoa; Malacalcyonacea; Plexauridae.